GACAGAUUUUAGUCUUUAUCAAAAUUUCGUGUGAAAUAGAACAAACAUUCCCCAUUUGGCAAAAGCUAUAUCAAAUUUUUACUCUAAAUUUGAAAAUUUUAAAUAUUGGAUUAGCUGAUUUUAAUACAAUGGCGCUUCGUCUUACAGCUUUAGCCUUCCGAAGGCGCGCUCCUUUAUUACUCGUGCCAAAGUUGCAACCUCCACCGUCAACCCGCACUUUAUUGCUUAGGAAGAAUCUGGUACCGCUUAUAGAUGAUGAUCCUUGUGUGUUCUCGAAGAAAGCCAUUAUGCAUCACUGGGGGGUCCUUCCCAUUUUGGUUAUAUCAGUGGUUAGUUUGUUCUUCAAGAUUGCCGUCAUGGUCAGACUGGGCCUAGUCAAGGAUGAUGUCUGGUAUACCAAGGAUUCAGCGAAUUAUGAGUAUUUUGAGACUCGUCAAGGUCCUUGGUAUAAAGCGAGGAGUCGCAAGUUUGGUGGUCGAGAUGACUAUGAAAUGCCACCCGGGGCGAUCUUAGCCAGACAAGGCGACGUCAAUGGCCCGUCAUUUGAGAAGGACGACAAAAAAAAAAUAAACUUUGCCUGGAUGGGAGAUGGUCAGGCUAGCAUAGAAGCUACGUAUUUCAUAGACCUGACCAUAAGGCUACCAUCCAUUCGCCUGACUCUAAGGUUCAGGAUCCGCUGAGAACGAUUCCCCAAUAUAUGCUGAUGAAAGAGUUUUUAUACAUGGAAUACUUUCCAUCUUUCUACUGAGACUUCCGAGUGCAAAACGAAAUUUUCAAGUGGGCAACAAGAGUGUCAUACUUUGCUAAUAAAUAAUUCUAUGUGAAAAAA
Molecule: messenger RNA, 829 nt
Organism: Drosophila takahashii
Lineage: Eukaryota; Metazoa; Arthropoda; Insecta; Diptera; Drosophilidae
Source: RefSeq, a predicted model, not a curated record